This is a messenger RNA of Microthlaspi erraticum, 1287 nucleotides long. Lineage: Eukaryota; Viridiplantae; Streptophyta; Magnoliopsida; Brassicales; Brassicaceae. The record is from the annotation of a GenBank genome assembly.
AUGGAGAACAUGUUUAGACUCAUGGGAAGUGAAGAUUUCUCCGACAGAAGACGGUGCAUUUGGGUUAACGGUCCAGUUAUCGUCGGAGCCGGGCCAUCGGGGCUAGCCACGGCGGCUUGCCUCCGCGAGCAAAGCGUUCCCUUUGUGGUGUUGGAGAGAGCAGAGUGCAUAGCUUCACUGUGGCAAAAACGAACUUACGACAGACUCAAACUCCACUUACCCAAAAAAGUUUGUCAAUUACCCAAAAUGCCCUUCCCGGAAAACUACCCGGAAUAUCCAACAAAACGACAGUUCAUCGAUUACCUUGAGUCCUACGCUACCCGAUUCGACAUCACCCCUCAAUUCAACGAGUGUGUUCAGUCCGCUCGGUACGACGAGACCAGUGGUCUCUGGCGCAUCAGGACGACAACUUUAUCUCCUUCCUCCGCCGUGGUCGGCUCAGAGAUGGAGUAUAUUUGCCGGUGGCUUGUGGUUGCAACAGGAGAAAACGCGGAGAGAGUUGUUCCGGAGAUCGAUGGGCUCACGACGGAGUUUGACGGCGAGGUGAUCCACUCGUGUGAGUAUAAAUCCGGCGAGAAAUACAGAGGAAAAAGUGUUCUUGUCGUCGGAUGUGGAAACUCCGGCAUGGAAGUUUCGCUUGAUCUCGCAAACCACAAUGCUAAUCCCUCCAUGGUUGUUCGUAGCUCGGUUCAUGUGUUACCGAGGGAGAUUCUAGGCAAAUCGAGUUUCGAAAUCACAAUGAUGCUAAUGAAGUGGCUACCUCUAUGGCUAGUAGACAAGCUUCUGUUGAUCCUCGCAUGGCUGAUUUUGGGAAACUUGUCAAAGUAUGGGCUAAAGAGGCCCAAGAUGGGCCCAAUGGAGCUCAAGGUCGUUACAGGGAAGACUCCAGUGCUUGACAUCGGAGCUAUGGAGAAAAUCAGAUCCGGCGAGGUAGAUAUCGUCCCCGGAAUCAAACGGUUCUCUCGUAGCCACGUGGAGCUCGUGGACGGUCAGAGACUAGAUCUCGACGCCGUGGUUCUCGCCACCGGUUACCGCAGCAACGUCCCUUCUUGGCUUCAGGAAAAUGAUUUGUUCUCGAAAAACGGGUUUCCGAAAUCGCCGUUUCCAAACGCGUGGAAAGGGAAAUCGGGACUCUACGCGGCUGGAUUCACGAGAAAAGGAUUGGCCGGAGCAUCAGCAGACGCCGUUAACAUCGCUCAAGACAUUGGAAACGUGUGGAGAGAAGAGACCAAACGACAGAAAAUGAGAACACGAGUGGGUCAUCGCAGAUGCAUUUCAGUUGCUUAG